GUCUGAGACAAAUCUGGAUAUAUUUCCGAUACCUACGUGGUCCCGGGCCCAAGUACAGGACAUACUCUGUUCGGCACGGUGCCAGUCACCGACCAGGGUUUGAGAAAGCAGGCGUAUAAAUGCUUGCCCACAUGCAACUCAGACUAGAGGGGGAAAACAGAUCUAUAAAUAUGAAUUUACAGCCUGAAGCAGGGAACACAGGAUGUUAAAGAAACAUAAAGCUGGAUCUACUUUCACGACAUCUCCUAAACCCAGUUUCUCUCUGCGCUUUUUUCUCGCGCGCUCCCGCAGUUCAAAAAGCCUAGGUCCCAGGCCGGCCGGGGGACGCGACGCGGGCGGGGCAGCGGGGGCAGUGCUCCCGGCCGGACCUCAUUGGCUUUCGGGCCGGAGGCGGCGCGCGGCUCUGCUGCGCAUGCGCUCCUCACACGUGCUUCCAGUGCGCCCCGUCCACCGCUUCUGCCCAGCAGGCAGCAUGCUGCGAAUUUCUUUCUUGCGGCUACUGGGACACGGAAGGAAGAGUAGGGUCUCGCUUUUGGAGUACUGUAGGCCCCGCUGCUACAGUUCGGGCCCUCGCUUUGCCCGCGACGAUGCUCGGGACGCGCGCGCCUACUUCACGACGCCCAUUUUUUACGUAAAUGCGGCGCCGCACAUUGGGCACCUGUACUCGGCGCUGCUGGCGGACGCCUUGUGCCGCUACCGUCGCCUGCGAGUUCCCAGCGCUGCCGCCACACGAUUCUCCACUGGUACCGACGAGCACGGCCUGAAAAUCCAGCAGGCAGCUGCCGCUGCGGGCCUGGCCCCGACCGAGCUGUGCAACCGAGUUUCUGCCCAGUUCCAGCAGCUUUUCCGGGAAGCUGGCAUCUCCUCCACCGACUUCAUCCGCACCACCGAGGUCCGGCACCAGGUAGCGGUGCAACAUUUCUGGGAGGCGCUGAAGGCUCGGGGUCUGCUGUACAAGGGGCUCUAUGAGGGUUGGUAUUGCGCCUCCGAAGAGUGCUUCCUGCCUGAGGCCAAGGUCACUCGGCAGCCAGGCCCUUCGGGGGAUUCGUGUCCUGUGUCUCUCGAGAGCGGGCAUCCUGUGUCCUGGACCAAAGAAGAAAACUACAUUUUCAGGCUUUCUCAGUUCCGAGAGCCGCUCCAGCGGUGGCUGCGGGAUUACCCUCAGGCAAUCACACCCGAGCCCUUCCAGCGCGCAGUCCUUCAGUGGCUGGAAGAGGAGCUUCCAGACCUUUCCGUCUCUCGCAGGAGGAGUCACUUGCACUGGGGCAUUCCAGUGCCCGGGGACGAUUCGCAGACCAUCUACGUAUGGCUGGAUGCCUUGGUCAACUACCUUACUGUAAUCGGUUACCCAGAUGCUGAGUUCAAAUCUUGGUGGCCAACCACCUCUCAUAUCAUAGGCAAGGACAUUCUUAAAUUCCAUGCUAUCUAUUGGCCUGCCCUCCUCUUAGGGGCAGGCAUGAGCCCACCACACCACAUCUAUGUGCACUCCCACUGGACGGUGUGUGGACAGAAAAUGUCUAAGAGCUUAGGCAACGUGGUGGAUCCCAGGAUUUGCCUUGAACGCUAUACUGUGGAUGGUUUUCGCUACUUUCUCCUACGACAGGGCGUCCCCAACUGGGAUUGUGAUUACUAUGAUGAAAAGGUGGUUAAAUUGCUGGAUUCCGAGCUGGCAGAUGCUUUGGGAGGUCUCUUGAACCGAUGCACUGCCAACAGAAUAAAUCCUUCUGGGACCUAUCCGGCCUUCUGCACUGCCUGCUUUCCCAGUGAGCCAGGGUUGGUGGGGCCAUCAGUUCGUGCCCAGAUAGAGGACUAUGCUCUGGUGAGAGCAGUGGCCAUUUUGCCCAAGCAGGUCGCUGACCACUAUGAUAACUUUCAGAUCUAUAAGGCUCUGGAGGCAGUGUCCAGUUGUGUCCGGCAAACUAAUAGCUUUGUCCAAAGGCAUGCACCGUGGAAGUUAAGCUGGGAGAGCCCUGUGGAUGCUCUCUGGCUGGGUACUGUGCUGCAUGUGGCCCUGGAAUGUUUGCGAGUCUUUGGAACUUUGCUCCAGCCUGUCACCCCAAGCCUAGCUGACAAGCUGUUGUCCAGGUUGGGGGUCUCUGCCACAGAGAGGAGCCUUGGAGGGCUCCAUUUCUUGCCUCGAUUCUAUGGAUGUCCAUGCCCAUUUGAAGGGAGGAGGCUGGGACCUGAAACUGGGCUCCUGUUUCCAAGACUAGACCAGUCCAGGGCUUGGCUGCUGAAAGCCCAUAGGACCUAGAAACUCAGUUCUUUUUAGCUUGUGGUAAAAAAUGAAUGUAUUAUUUUCUUAUUUUGCAUUUUCAGGAAAGUUAUACCAAUGUUUUCUCAAGUGUUACAUCAAAUGAGCACAUAAGAAUGUCCUGUGAAAAGAGGUUUGUAGCCUUUCAGGUGCUCCACUCUUCAGUUCUCUGCGUCCAUUAACCACUGUCCUUUGUACACCAUGUCUCUUAGAUGUGUCCAGGGAAAGAUGGGUAAGAAACAGCUUUUUGAGACUAUUCCUUUUCAUUAUACCUCCUUCCAAACCACAGUUAAUUGCCCUAACUACCUCUCAUGGCUUGAUUUUCAUUAGCCUGGCAUCUACUGGGCAAACUAGUGAGAGGGGGUUGGAGGCCCCUACCUCAGCUUUUACAAGGUAGCCCUACUUUGUUAUUUAUGUUGGUUCUCCUAUAGAAAAGAGAUUCUUUCAUUAAAACGUUAAAAACCAGUGUCCUAAACUUAGUUGAAUUUUGCCCAUAUUUUCAAUUCUUAAAACCAUGACUGUUAGUAGUCCAACAGAUAUGCUUUGUAACAUCACACUUCAACCAGUAGAUGGCUCUAGCCAAACAUAUUUAACAUCAUGCUUUCAGAAUGUUUAGAAUAAAAGGAAUAACUACAACUACUGCUUUUUUUUAUUUUAAUAGGAAGCAACAAAACCCCCCAGAAUCCUGUUUUUUUCAGACUACUGAAAAAGGACAUUCGCUUUAUUAAAUGUUUAGUAACCUAGUAAGUAAAUGUAUCAUGUUUGUUUGGAUUAUCUAUGAUAAAUUAUAAAGCUCUCUUGAGGUAGUUGGUAUGUUAAAAUUUUUAAACUUUAAUAACAUUAGGUUUAUAAUUAUGAUUUUUAAAAAUCUGUAAAUAGGUCAAAAAGGCAGUAGUUUCUUUAUAUUUCUUAGUCUUAAUUUUGGGAUCCACAUACAUAAUUUACUUUAUAUGAUUUCUUUUGGUCCAGGAUGUGUAAUACAAUAAGGAAAUUGUGGAAUGGUUAUGUAAAUGAUAACACAUUUACUUCAAGUAAUUUAAACUGAUUAUUUCAUUUUCUCUUUUAAGUUAUUAAAGUUUAAAAAUUUGUAAAUACCUUGUUCAGGUCUGUUCUGUUGCAUUUGUUGAAAGUGAUGGUGAAGAGAGGAAAUGAUCAGUGCUCCAGGAAUCUCAAACUGGGUUUAGGGAUCUCUCCAAGGCUCCAUAAGACACCAUCACAGAAAUGAUGUUAAGCUAUCAAUUUAUACAUGACUGUAACACAGUAAGCCAGUGUUAAAUCUCAAAUGUGACUGGACAGCUAGGCCAAAAUUUAAAAUGAGAACUUGCCUUGAACUAUCCAUCCGAAGUAUGGUAGCAAGCAGAGAGAGCUCACUAUGAAGUAAAUUAUUGUGCUGGUAGUUACCCCAGAUUUAUUCUAGGUGCUACUGUUCAGCUCCAGUUUCUGUUUUUUAAUCACUGUGGGGAGAGAUUUCUUGUUGCUUGGAAACAUUGCUUAGAAAAGAAUGCUUGAUUUCUGAAUGUGGAAGGACCAUUUCUACAAAUGUUCCUUUAGACCCUCCUAUUCUUCAUAAUGGAAGGGCUUUCUGUAUGACAUGUUCUAAUUUCCUGCUGGGAUUACUAGGGCCUAUGAUGGAGUGUAAUUAAUCUGCUAGAGUUGGACAGAGCAAUGUGGUCAAAGAGAUGGGGUGUGUUUCUCUGGAUGGACGAAAACAGACUUGGAAAUCCAGUGGAAUGAAUCUCUGCUUUAGAAGUGCCCUUAUUACACUUGUACAGUCCCUAUCAUAAAUGAAGACAGAGUGUCUCCCACUUGAAUGAUCUUUCCUAUGACUUAGUGCUGGUUAGUACACUGGACCUUGGCUUGCUGGGUGUUAAUGGAGUUCCUAUUGUGCUGUCAUUUGAGCAGGCACUUACCUGGCUACCAGAGUAAGGUACCAGAGAGCACAAGGAAGUAGAGGAACCGAAGAGGAGAGGGCAUAAUUAUACAGAAGACAGGAUAUUUUGAGUGAAGAAGUGUGGUAAGUUGGAUCUGACUUAACUCUGUGGUGUUAAGGAAGAUGAACCAGCUGGAUUCUCUGUAGCAGGCAGAAUAGGUAAAGCAAAUAUCCUUUGGGUAUUCAGGUGAUGUGUUCAGUUUGAUCCAGCAGUUUAAGAAUGGCAAAGGAAGGAUAUGUGAAACUUAGAACUGGAGGACAUGCACUUCCAAGAGACGGCAUCCUAACCCCUUCUGGGAGAAGACGAUAAACUUGUAGACAUCUAAGAAUACCCCUAUUCCAGAACUUUUCUCGGGCAUCUGUGGAUCCCUUGACCAGAAGGAAAUUUCUUCCAAAUACUGCCCUUAAGGCUCUCAAAUACUCAUUUUGGUGUAUUCUUGGAGGCAGUGUUAGCACUGAUUAGGAGUUUAUGGGAUCUCAUGUUAAAGUAAUAAUAAGCUGUCAGCUCAGUAGACUACAGUCCUGUCUAUGAAGUCAUGCAAGAAGUUGUGGGCAGUGUAUAUGUUAAGUGGCCCCAUUGUAAAUUGGUGAGCUAUUCCACAAGUGGACUCACAGAUUAGGCACCUCAGAAGUAGAAGACAUGGCUAUAUAUGGCGGUCAAGAAUAGUCAAGAACAAGAAAUAGAUAUAAUCUCUAAUUUCAUUGAAAUGUCAAUUAUUGUGGAAGUAGGCUUCAUUAUUUUUCUUAAGGACCUCUAUGACCUCUACAGGGUCUGAGAAGAGUCCAAUAAAUUGAUUAAGUUGAUGCCAAAGUACUCAUGCAAGCCUAAGCUGGAACAUGGGUCCUGAGGCACAGGUUUUUUUUUUCACAGUUGUGAAUGGGGCAUAAAGUUCUUUCAAUCUGGGAAAUUCUGAAACUGAAGUAAAGCCAAUAGUUGGUCAGGUUAUGUAUGGGACUCCCAACUAGAAUGACUUAUAAACAUGAAGUCGCUUGGACAGCAAAUGGCAAGUAGCAAGCACUCAACAGAGUGCUCCUUGGUCAUUCCUGGGCCUCUGACUGCCUUAUCCCUGGUAUGUAGUUGCAUUGUUGGCCUACAUCAAUGUAACCUUGAGUUACUGGGGAGGCCAUACCUCUUGAAUAAGGGUUAGUCCACAGAACUGCAGUAUGAUAAUCUGCAGUUGCCUCCUGGAGGCAAUUCCCCACUAUCCAUACUUCUAUCACAGACAACGACUGUUCUUGGUGAGGUUGAAGCUGUUGUAGACCUUGGUGGAUCCCUGUGUUCCUUUUUUGCCAGGAUCAAUAUCAAUGGACCUAAAAGAGUGUGGACAUAGCAUUAGCCAUAUGUCUGUUUUUGCAGCAAAGGUUUACUCGUUAGGCUUGGAGGAGCUAGGGCAAAAAGAGCGCAUUUUAGGGGAUCAGUUUAGAGGAAAGCUGUUGAGUCCCUUGCAAAACGAACACAGUAUGAAAUAAUGUCAUUUCCACACAACGUAGCUGGCCCUGCUCCUUUCUCUUGCAGGAGUUUUGGAUAGGAUUAGCUAACUUUUAUCAAUAGGAACAUACUAAUUUGGAGGUUAAUAUUGCUGGAAUGGCUAGAAUGGUAACAGCAAAGUUAUUAAAGUUAAUUAGUGGGGAUUUUAACCUAAGAAGGCCUUACUCUUUUUUGAGAGAGAGGGUAAGAGAAGCCCAGGCUAAGCUGUUUUCCUCUAUCACCAAGAACUACUUUGAGCUGAGGGGAAGAGACUAACCAAUUUAAAGGUGAAAUCGUCUUCUCUUAGUUUUUAGUUAGUCCUAGGUUACCCAGUAUAAAUCCUCUGAAUUAAGGGAAAAAUGUAAUAGGGAAUAGUUGAUCAUUUCUAAAAUACCCUGCUUAAGAUUAUGAUUAAUCCGUUUCUACUUAUAUUUUCAUGAUGAGGAAAGGGAAUUGGGAAGAGCUACACACCAAGAGGAUAUGGGCUUAAUUAACUAGAAAUGCUACAGUCUCUACUGUGCCUCAUGAAGACUACUGAGAGGUUCAGCCAUACUUGGAUCUUCACCAGAGUAAGGCAAGGCUAUAGUAUAUCUGGGCUCUGAACUGAAUUUCACUCCCAUUUGGUUUAAAACAGUUUAUUCACUACAGAUUUUAAAGUUCACAUCUAAGAACAGGAUGGUAUGAGAUGCCAGAUGUUUCAGGAAAUCAAGUGUACCACCUUCAAGAAGAAAAUCAGAGCUCCACAGAGAGAUAAAACUUGGCUUCAAGUGAUUAAGGAUUUGGGGAUGAAAUAUCUACAGAGGGCCUGGAAGACACUGGUAAGCUGGAGAGACAGUUCUAGGAAUAACUGGAAAUGGAUGAUGCCACUGUUCUUAGAAUAUGGUAUGGUAUGGGGAAAAAUGAUACUAACUUCAGUAUGCUCCUACUCCUAAGUCUGUGCCUUGUGCAUGUACCCCUCAUUAGUUGACAGUCAAUGGCUUGUGGGGUUUAACGUGAAGAUGAACCUAUAAGUAAAGGUUUAUGAUUGACUGGUAUAGUUUGGAAUCAUCAUUUUGUUCUCAUCAAUAUGUUCAAUAAAAACAUGACCAUUAUACAUUUUUCCUGAUUAAAAUAUUUUUAAAAGGGUAGUAACUUAGUUUGGAACACAUUAGAUAGUUUCAAUAAUUUGUAUUCCUUUGAACUAGUCUAGAAGCAUCUAUUGGUUAAAAGCUAUAAAUAUCAACAAUAUAAGUUAACAAGCAUAUUACACAUUUUAAAUUAAUCACUAAAAUAUGUAAUUAUUUCUUUCAAGCAAGAUAAAAAGAAAUGUCAAAACCUAAUCCAACACGAAACAGGAAGGAGAAAAAAGGCAAAGAAAAAUGAAAAUUAUAUUAAAAAGAAAAUGCAUAGUAAGAUGGCAGAAAUACAAAUGUAUCAGUAAUUGUAAUAAAACAGGAUGAACCUUCUAUUAAAAGAAAGCAAUGUUCAAGCUUAAAAUUUUAAAGUUAGUUUUAUGCGUUAGAAGGUAUAUACUUAGAAAAUAAGACAUAAAUACUAUGCAUUUAUUAACCAAAAGAAAGCUGGUAUCAUAAUAUUAAUAGACAGUGUAUACUAAGGGGAAAAACCAUUAGUAAAGAUAAAUGUAUAGGAUUGGCUGACUUUUAUCAAUUAAUAAGAAAGGAAUAAUGUACCAAAAUGUUAACACCAGUUAUGAACUUGUUAUGUCUAACAAUAUAGUCUCAAAAUAUAAAAAUUUAAAAUUGAAAAACAUUCAAGUCUGCAAAAAAAUGAAGCUGCCGUUCAUGAAUUCAGAGAAACUAGGCAAUGAGAAAAUAAAAAUUUAAUAAGUUACACUAGACAUUAACAGUCCUUACUACUCACUACCAAGCAUAUCAUCAUUGCUAAGUGUAGAAAAAAAAUAAAACUGUGUAGCAGGCAAGGUUUUGUGACAAAAACUUUGUCUUUUUCCAUGCAUGCCUCAGUGAAAAUAACUUGCUUUUUAAAUGGAAAUGUCAGCAAAUAUGCCUGCUCACUAAGUCGUUUUACAGAUUACUGAAAGGGGAGAAUACCAGGGUCAUAAUUUUGCCAAAUUUUCUAAUUGUUGGUUGCAUAGCAAAGGUGAAGGGAGAGAACUAAUAGUUGUGUCUCUUAUUUGUGUUCUUUUACUUCUCCUGUCAACUCUAUAAAGUAUUAUUCCUUCUCUGUUUAACAGAAGACAAGUUGAGGAACAGGGAUUAAGUAACUUGGCUAGGGUUAUACAGCUAGUAAAACAGGAGAGCCUAGAAUCAAACUUGUCUCAGUGCCCGAGGCUCAGCACCAUCCUUAGCACCAGCACCACAAUCCAGCACCCAGUAUAUAUUGAGGGCACUGUAGUGGGGAAGAGGAAGUAGUACAAUCAGAUCCAAAGACAAGAUGGAAAGUUUAAAUGAGAACCCUUCAUUGAAAUAUAUCAAUGAGUGUUUCAAGAUGAGGAAUUAGUUCUUGAAAGCUAGAUCAUGAAACAGAUGAGUACCAAAAUAGAAACUUAGAAAAAAUACUUACCUUUUCAUGAAAUACAUUUCUUGUUUGCUUUCAGUAGUUUAUCUCCUAAGCUUGCUUAUGUGUACUUGUAUAAAUUGUUAAAAGUUUUAAUAAUGUUAUAGUCUCUACUUUUCUUUUUCUUUAAGAUUUUGUUUCUUAUUUUCAGAAUAGCAUUCCAAAUACUUGAAUCUAUUCUGUAAGUGAAAGCAUGUUUUGUCAUAAAUUCAUUUAUCUAAGAUUUUGAAAUAACACUUCACUAAUUAAUGCUUUAAAUACACAUUUAUCUCUAAACAUGGAAACAUUAAUAUUCAAAAGUUUUAUUUGUAUUAGAGUAACAAAGCCAGAGAAUUUUACUAGAGGUGACAAAAACUGAAAGUUUUCAUUUCAUACAUACAUUUGUAAUACAAAUGAACUUAGUAAAGACUCAUCUUACUAACAAUUUAAAUUCUAUGAAUUUACUGCACAUUUAUUACUGUAUUCUUAUGAGAUCUUUCCUAACAAGCCUGCAGAAACCAGAUUAAAUGCCCUUUGACUCUAGUUAUUACCAAAGCAAAUACCACCCUUUUAGCUAAAAUGCCACAUACUGGAUAAUGCUUGGAAAAUUGUACCUCAUAUGUAAGAGUCAAGACAUAUUCUAACUUCCUAAAAUUAGAGACGUUAUUACACAUUGCAUAAAGAAUACUCCAUGUUUUACAUUUUUUAUGAGAUGUAGCUAUUGUGUUGGACAUGCGCUAUGCCUUGAAGAAGGGUGAUGAAACCUGUUUAUAAAUGUUUCUUAGCUAUCUAUAAAUUGUAUUUUUAAAAAUUUCUAAAGUAUUCAAGUCCUUGCUAACUUGGAAGCCAAGUACAUCUUAAUUCUGUUUUAAAUAAUUCUUCAGAACUCAUUUCAAAUUCAAGCUACACAGUCCCAUAGUUAGCAAGAUAUAAUGAGUACUCUUUCAGAAUUUUUCUGCACAGAUUUAUGACUUGCCAAUCGAAUAAAAGUGAUGCACUGUAAAAAAAUUCUAUGUAGCAUUUUUAGGAUUUUCUUUAAAAAUCACUUACCAAAGGAAUUUAUAAAGGCUUUCAUAAAGCCAUUAAAUCAAGUUACAAUGUGUAAGAAGCCUAUUUUGGUUUUAUAGAAGAAAAUUGUAAGCACCGAAAUAAAAUGAAUUAUUGAAAAUAUAAUUACAUGGAGGCUGAUGGAUUUUCAUGCCACUUUAAAAUUUGGAAGGAGUGCUUUUUGCUGAAUAUAAAAGAAAUAUUUUUAACAUUCUUUUUGACAUUGUCUGACCUAGUAUAAAAAAUUAGUUAAUCCUCAAGGUGAGAAGUUUUUUAUUAAAAUGCCUACAUAAAAAUCAGUAUUUAGAAGGUAGUUCAAUUCAUAACAGAUUUUAUGUAAAACAUUUUCAGGUGUAACUGAUGUUUUAAAAUUAGUUUUCUAGCCUAUGGAGAGUAUAAAGGAGAGUAUAAAACACUUCUUUUUCCAUAAUCCAUGGAGACCCUCUAAAAGUGGAGUUACCAGCUCUGGGGCCCAAAAUCCAAUAUAAACAUGUGUGUGUGUAGCUAAGUGUAAAAAUUAGGAAAUAACCUGAUCUCAGGCAGAAAAACAAAGAAACAGUGAAAACUUACUGCUUAAUAUCGAGAGUAGUGAGAAGGGGAUUAGCUAAGUCAACAAAGUUGUCAAAACCCAUCAUUGGUUAAGUUUGGAGAGGUAGAUGUUUUAAAUUUUCAGUAUCUGAAGGUAUGAAAGUCUGAGCUCAAGAGUUUUAAACGAGUCAUCCUCUGAAGAUAGACACAUAGCUAGGGCACAGGCAUAAAAAUCUAUUUGGUAAACAGAAUUGUUGCUGAGUUUAUUUUCAUUUUCCCUUUGGCAGAGACAUUAGGAUAUCAGAUGCAUUAUUUUAAUUGAAAGCUCUUCUCACAAGCAGUUGGAUACAGCCUGAAUAAAGUAAUCCUAAGGUUAACUUUACUAGUCAGUAUCUGGGCAUAUAGGGCAUGAAAAAUGUACAUAUAUUAGUAUCUUCUUUUAAUAGUUUGCAUAAUAGGUCAAAUACUAAUAAGGAUUUUAGCAAGUUUCUUUUAUGUAUUGCUAAAAAUGUGUUACAUAAAUGGAUAUUGUGUAGCUUUCUUUGCUUUGGCACUAAAGUUAGACGUGUUAAAAACAGAUCCUAAAUAUGAAUAGCAAGAAACAAACUGAAAGUACUAACAUUAUAUCAAAUUGUUAAGUGUACUUAAAAAUUUUUCUCCAUUACAUAUUUUCUCCAAAACUCCAAAGGAAAAAAAGGUAUGCUUUUUAGUCAAUAGUUUUUAUAUGAACUAAACAUGUCCUAUAUACUAUCAUUGGUUGUUUCAGGACUGUAUUGAUGCUAAGGAUGAGGGUUUGGUCUCCAUAGCUUUGUUCAUUUUUUUGUCAUGACUUGUAAAAAGGACCUUAAUAAUUAAAAGCUAAAACUUUGAUCUCUUAGAGUUAUUAAAGUGGUUUUUGCUAUUGUGGAUAUGUUACAUUAUUUAUAAAAUAAGAAUAAAAUAUCACAAUUUAAGCAGAACAGGGUUUUUUUUGUACACUAAUGAAUUUUCAUACCACCUCCACUUUUCUAUACUUUAAUCUGGAAAGAAAUAUAAUCUUUAUGGAAUUGAAUGAAUGCACUGUGAAAGUACAUCAAUACACUUAGGAAUGGUGCAUAAUUGCCUAAAAUUAGCUGAGAAAAACACUGCAAAUGUAAAUCUUUUUUGGAACAAAUGCAAUUACUUUUGGGACUCUUAAAAUAUAUAAAACUUGUAGAACAAAAACUUUAGAACAAAAUGCCUUAGUGUCUACUGAAUAAGCCUGAGUAAUAAAUACAGGAUUAAAAUGUAUACUGAAAACAUCAGACAAAUGGAGUAUUAGAUUGUUUCAUGAUAUUUCUGACUAGGGCUCUAACUAUAGAACUGGUCCUUAACACACAAUAUGUUACUUUCAGAAUAAAGGUAGCAAGAUAAAAUAUUCUCAGUAGACCAAGUGGCUUUGGAUAUGCCGGAUAUUGCUUAAUACAAGUAUGCUAUUAUUAUGUUUUAUUCCUCAAUCUAAAUAUUUUUAGCCCAGAAACAUUUUGGUGAUAUAUCCAACAAAUAUACACAUUAAUGGAUAAUUCAUUAUCCUUUAUGAGACAGGUAGAAAAAUUAACUCAAGUUAUAAUUGGGUUAUCAUCUUCCUAAUAUAAGAUUUUAAUAUGUAGUUCUUACACUUUCUCAACAGAAGCGCAAAUCAACUUUUAGUUCUGGGAGUGGACGUGAAAUUAAAAUAUUGAAAAAACAAGACUUUAGUAUUGUGCAAUCAAAUUUCAAUAAAUGCUGUAAUAAAUUUCCAUGUAGUCAAUUUAAGCAUUGCAUAUUAUAUAACUUUUGAUGUUAUUUCUCUUCUAUAAAAGAAAUAUAAUAUUUUUACAGAAGAAAGUUGGGAGAUGUACACACACACACACACACACACAUAUAAUAGGCAGCAUUUAAAGAAGUGUUGAUAUGGCCAUUAAAAGUUCUACUUGGUGUGAUUUUUAAUGAUAAAUGCUUUCAGUUCUAUAAGAGCAGUUUCUUUGUAUUUAAAAAGUGAAUUAUAAUAUUAUUUUAUUCAGUCAAUGUUUCAAAAGUCUAGAACCUCACAAACUAAGACCUGAAUGAAAGACAAGAUUUGACACUGUCACUGUGUUAAAUAUGUAUUGAAUCUGACAUGAUAUAUGUAGUAAAUGCUUAUACUUACUAAGAUGCUGUAAGAACCCUUUUACUUCUUAUAUGAAUGACAACAGAGGGCCAGAAGUAGAUAUGGAGGUAUCUUUGUAAGUAUAUUUAAUAAUAGUGUCAACUUUAGCCAUAGUAAUUCAUAUAAAAUGAUAUGAUUUCCAGAUGUUUACAUACAAAUUAUUUUUAUGUGUAUUAAUGUCCGUCAAAAUUUCUUAUGUGAAUCUAGAGUUUGAAAUGUCUUAUUCAUAAAAUAUACAUGGAUCUAAAUGCAAUGAAACUGAAAUAAUGUGGAAGCUAGAAUCUUCUACACAUACUUUCUCCUAAUAAGACAGUGUUUUAAAAAAUUUACCAUAUUACAACAAAUGGCCUGUUGCUAUGUAUAUUCUGUACAUGUCAUGGCUAUGUCUACAAAUAUGAAACAUCUGGAAUAAAACUGAAAAAUCCAAACACCAAAGAUGUUUUUAAAUGGUUGAAUCUGACAUUAUGUUGAUAAGAUAGCCAAAUUAUGACCAACUUUUUCAAACUUAUCAAGAUAUUUGUUUUAUAGCUAUAAUCUUUGUUCUGUUUGUUAUAGAUUAUAAGUCUAUGUUACUUAAGUGUGUGUGAAUUAAAGGAAACUAUGAUUUAUCCUGUA
Molecule: messenger RNA, 12481 nt
Organism: Manis pentadactyla (Chinese pangolin)
Lineage: Eukaryota; Metazoa; Chordata; Mammalia; Pholidota; Manidae
Gene: MARS2
Product: methionyl-tRNA synthetase 2, mitochondrial
Exons: 1
Coding region: 203-2254 (683 amino acids)
Biological process (GO): methionyl-tRNA aminoacylation
Molecular function (GO): ATP binding; methionine-tRNA ligase activity
Source: RefSeq, a predicted model, not a curated record